UUCCGGUGAGUGGCUCUUCCGGGGGUGGGGGGAGACUGUCUGGCCCCGCAGCGGAGGUGGACAGCGUCCGACUGACGUCCGGCCGACGUCUGACCUGCAGACCCGAGGGGCCCCGGCCACCAUGGCGUUCGGCGGCACUCGCGGGCUGAUGCAGCGCUGGGAGCCGGUCCUCGGCGCUGUCGCGCUGUUCCUGAUGCUUCUUUCGGCGGCCGCGGCUCAGGAGCCGUCUGGAGCGGCUUGCUCUCAGAACACAAACAGAACCUGUGAGGAGUGCCUGAAGAACGUCUCUUGUCUUUGGUGCCAUACCAACAAGGCGUGCUUGGACUACCCGGUGAGCAGGGUCCUGCCGCCCAGCUCCCUCUGUCAGCUGAGCUCUGCACGCUGGGGUGUCUGCUGGGUGAACUUCGAGGCGCUGAUUAUCACGCUGUCGGCGGUGGGGGGAGCCGUCCUCCUGGCCGUGGCCGUGUGCUGCGCCUGCUGCUGCUGCGGGAGGAGGAGGAGCCGGAAGCCGGACAAGGGUGAGGAGAAGGCGGCGCGGGAGCGCGAGGAGCGCAGGAUCCGGCAGGAGGAGAGGAGAGCAGAGAUGAAAUCAAGACAUGAUGAAAUCAGGAAAAAAUACGGUUUGUUUAAAGAAGAAAACCCGUAUGCCAGGUUUGAGAACAACUGAGACCACACCCCGCCCCGUGACACGGCACCGGUCAGCAGAGCCCCGGCCGCCGUCGUCCGCCUCCUGCCCCCGCUGAGGCGGGCAUGCCAAGAGCACCGCGCGUGGCCGCCUGCACUCCUGCGAGCUUCUGUCCCCUUCUCUGUAUCUGUACUGAGUCACUCGAGACACUAAGCCUGUCAGGGGGUUGGGACUGGUUUUGGUUUUGUUGUUAAUUUGAGGAGGAAAGGCAAACAUUCCACCGCUCUUCUCAGUCGGUAAGCCACCUGCAGACGGAGCGGCCGGCCACGCUAGCGCCCGCCGCCCCCCUCUGCCUUCCGUCCCGGCGGGGCAGGAACGGCACCUGUCACUCGGCCACUCCCUCGGGAGCCCAGCGGCCGCUCCGUGUGGCACACUGACUCGGGACACGCUCCCCAACCCCAGCCGCACGGAACAGCACCAAGGCCGGGGGGGGGCGUCCUGCUUACCCUAGGUCUGUGUUUCAUUUCAAUUUAAAUAAUUCUUGGAUCUCAUUCUUCCACCUAAAACAUUUCACCAGAAAACUUUACUGUCAAAAUUCAGACCACUUAUUGGACAGUUUCUAAAUUUUAAUUUGUAUCUUGACCAGAACGUCAAGAUUUUUUCCCAGUGAAAACUUAACAAGUGAAGCUCGAAAGCCGCCUCUGGGGCGACCGCGGCACUAAUGCGGAGCCGUGGGGCCUGCAGAGGCCGCCGCCGCCGCCCUGCUCUCGCCCUCCCACCCAUUGACGGCGGGUGUCGGGCCCUGUGCGCGGGGGCACUCGAGGCUCUCGCGCCUGUCCGGCUGUCAGCACCGUGGUCACUUAGGGACCCUGGGCUGUCCCCAAAGAGGGAGGGACCAAGCACCGUGGGCCCCUGUGCGGGGCUCUGCGCACCGGGGCGGCAGGACGUCCGGCUAGCGAGAGGGGCUUCCACGUGCUCGUUCCACGUGCUCGUCAGACGAGCCCUGUCCUGGAAGCGCGCCUCCUGGGGCGUGUGGUGAGAACUGCGGCGGGGGCGGCCUCUCGGGGCCCGGCGUGGCCUCCGGUACACCUGCGGCGCAGUCUGCGGCGGCUCCGGGUCUUUCAGACCCAGGUCUAGGACUCGAGAGACCGAGAGCUUCGCGUCAGGGACCGCAGCAGACCGUGACGUAACUGUGAACAGCCCUUCUUAAAUCUGAACGUGGGCCCGGUUGCCACACCGCUUUGGGUUAGGGAGACAUUAGGCACGGCAGGAAACGGUGUAUUCUGCUUUCGCGCUUGCGGCCCGCUGUCAGAGACCGCGCUCUGCGGCGUCCGGUGAUGUCACAGGCAGAUCGUGAGCCCGCCGCCUCGGCCUGUGCCGUCCUGGCGUUUACACAAGCUGCGAAGCUAACCUCCACAAACUCGACUUUAUCCUUCUGACUUCUUGGGCAUUUGAUAGCAAUUUAAAGAACUAUGAAACAUUCCUAAGUAUUUUAUAGCAGCGUGCGAAUUUUGUCUUUUGCUGUUCAUUCAUAAAAGAAACUUUGUAACAGACUGCAGCAACCUUUGUAUUAACACGCAGUACUCUGUCAGCUCACGCCGUGUCUGCAAUCUGGGCUGCUGAGCUCCCCGUUCUUCCAUACCGUGUAUGUAAUCCCAUCGCGGGGUCCUGAGCCCACAACGGGGCAUCUGAAGGGCUGUCUUAGCCGCUAUGCUUUUCUUCUCAAAUAGUCCUAAAGCAGCCAUGUAUUGUAACCACAAGGAAACCAGGAAGCUUGGAGUGCCUUAAUUUUAACCAGUUUCCAAAAAUUGGUUUAAUACACACUUUGUUGAAUACA
Molecule: messenger RNA, 2462 nt
Organism: Ailuropoda melanoleuca (giant panda)
Lineage: Eukaryota; Metazoa; Chordata; Mammalia; Carnivora; Ursidae
Gene: PTTG1IP
Product: PTTG1 interacting protein
Exons: 6
Coding region: 122-667 (181 amino acids)
Biological process (GO): protein import into nucleus
Cellular component (GO): cytoplasm; nucleus
Source: RefSeq, a predicted model, not a curated record